This is a messenger RNA of Rattus rattus (black rat), 2363 nucleotides long. It is a transcript of the gene Fshr, whose product is annotated as follicle stimulating hormone receptor. Gene Ontology annotation, biological process: follicle-stimulating hormone signaling pathway; male gonad development. Gene Ontology annotation, molecular function: follicle-stimulating hormone receptor activity; protein binding; G protein-coupled receptor activity. Gene Ontology annotation, cellular component: membrane. The record is from RefSeq and is a predicted model, not a curated record. The transcript has 10 exons. Bases 71 to 2149 code for a protein of 692 amino acids. NCBI's taxonomy places the organism in Eukaryota, Metazoa, Chordata, Mammalia, Rodentia, Muridae.
AGGAGCCUGGGGACUCUGUGGAAGUUUUCGCGCUGAUGCAGAAAGAAAGUCGCUGAAUGGAUAAAUAAGGAUGGCCUUGCUCCUGGUCUCCUUGCUGGCAUUCUUGGGCACGGGAUCUGGAUGUCAUCACUGGCUGUGUCAUUGCUCUAAUAGGGUCUUUCUCUGCCAAGACAGCAAGGUGACAGAGAUUCCGACCGACCUCCCCCGGAACGCCAUUGAACUGAGGUUUGUGCUCACCAAGCUUCGAGUCAUCCCAAAAGGAUCAUUUUCUGGAUUUGGAGACCUGGAGAAAAUAGAGAUCUCUCAGAAUGAUGUCUUGGAAGUAAUAGAGGCAGAUGUGUUCUCCAACCUACCCAAGUUGCAUGAAAUUAGGAUUGAAAAAGCCAACAAUCUUCUGUACAUCAACCCGGAGGCCUUCCAGAAUCUCCCCAGUCUCAGAUAUCUGUUAAUAUCCAACACAGGCAUUAAGCAUUUGCCAGCUGUUCACAAGAUCCAGUCUCUCCAAAAGGUUCUACUAGACAUUCAAGAUAACAUAAACAUCCACAUCGUUGCCAGGAACUCCUUCAUGGGACUGAGUUUUGAAAGUGUGAUUUUAUGGCUGAGUAAGAAUGGGAUUGAAGAAAUACACAACUGUGCAUUCAACGGAACCCAGCUAGAUGAACUGAAUCUAAGCGAUAACAAUAAUUUGGAAGAAUUGCCUAAUGACGUUUUCCAGGGAGCCUCUGGGCCAGUCAUUUUAGAUAUCUCAAGGACAAAGGUCCAUUCCUUACCGAACCAUGGCUUAGAAAAUCUGAAGAAGCUGAGGGCCAGGUCAACAUACCGCUUGAAAAAGCUCCCUAAUCUGGACAAGUUUGUCACCCUCAUGGAGGCCAGCCUCACCUACCCCAGCCACUGCUGUGCUUUUGCAAACUUGAAGCGGCAAAUCUCUGAACUUCAUCCAAUUUGCAACAAGUCUAUUUUAAGGCAAGAUAUUGAUGAUAUGACUCAAGUUGGGGAUCAGAGAGUCUCUCUGAUAGAUGAUGAACCCAGUUAUGGAAAAGGAUCUGACAUGAUGUACAGUGAAUUUGAUUAUGACUUAUGUAAUGAAGUUGUUGAUGUGACCUGCUCACCAAAGCCAGAUGCAUUUAAUCCAUGUGAAGAUAUCAUGGGGUACAACAUCCUCAGAGUCUUGAUAUGGUUUAUUAGUAUCCUGGCCAUUACUGGGAACACCACAGUGCUGGUGGUCCUGACCACAAGCCAAUACAAGCUAACUGUGCCCCGGUUCCUUAUGUGUAACCUCGCCUUCGCUGAUCUCUGCAUAGGCAUCUACUUGCUACUUAUAGCAUCAGUUGACAUCCAUACCAAGAGCCAGUACCACAACUAUGCCAUCGACUGGCAAACAGGAGCAGGCUGCGAUGCUGCUGGCUUUUUCACUGUCUUUGCCAGUGAACUGUCAGUCUACACACUGACAGCCAUCACCCUAGAAAGAUGGCACACCAUCACACAUGCCAUGCAACUGGAAUGCAAGGUGCAGCUCCGGCAUGCUGCCAGCGUCAUGGUGUUGGGCUGGACUUUUGCCUUCGCAGCUGCUCUCUUCCCCAUCUUUGGCAUCAGUAGCUACAUGAAAGUGAGCAUCUGCCUGCCCAUGGAUAUCGACAGCCCUUUGUCACAGCUGUAUGUUAUGGCCCUCCUUGUCCUCAAUGUCCUGGCCUUUGUGGUCAUCUGUGGCUGCUAUGCCCACAUCUACCUCACAGUGAGGAAUCCUACAAUUGUGUCCUCAUCAAGCGACACCAAGAUUGCCAAGCGCAUGGCCACACUCAUCUUCACAGACUUUCUCUGCAUGGCCCCCAUUUCAUUCUUUGCCAUUUCUGCCUCCCUCAAGGUGCCGCUCAUCACUGUGUCCAAGGCCAAAAUUCUCCUAGUUCUGUUCUACCCCAUCAAUUCUUGCGCCAAUCCUUUCCUCUACGCCAUUUUCACCAAGAACUUCCGCAGGGACUUCUUCAUCCUGCUGAGCAAGUUUGGCUGUUAUGAAAUGCAAGCCCAGAUUUACAGGACAGAAACCUCAUCCGCUACCCACAACUUCCAUGCCAGAAAGAGCCCCUGCUCCUCAGCUCCCAGAGUCACCAAUAGUUACGUGCUUGUCCCUCUUAAUCAUUCAUCCCAGAACUAAAAAUCAAUGUGAAAAUGGAUCCUCACCUUGAAAGACAAUUAUGACUCCUUCUGAAGAGCAGGCCAUGGACUAGGUGGCAGUGUUACUGCACAUCUCAUCUAAUUUAAUCUCUCUGGGUGUGUGCAUGGCAGACUGAUCAGGGACCAUUAAUGUCCCAAGUGGCUCAUCUAAGAACUGAAUUAUUGGUAACAGCAAUUAAAACAAUGCGAUACCG